This is a messenger RNA of Chroicocephalus ridibundus (black-headed gull), 5065 nucleotides long. It is a transcript of the gene SLC10A7, whose product is annotated as solute carrier family 10 member 7. The coding region runs from base 557 to 1393 and encodes 278 amino acids. The record is from RefSeq and is a predicted model, not a curated record. Gene Ontology annotation, cellular component: plasma membrane. The transcript is spliced from 13 exons. Lineage: Eukaryota; Metazoa; Chordata; Aves; Charadriiformes; Laridae.
GCUGUGGCCGGGCGGGCGGCGCGGUGUGUGCUGCGUGUCUAUUAGGAGGUGCGUGGUAGUGAUGGCGGCGGUGGGUGAGACUUUUCCUGUCAGCGGAUCCGGCUGGUCCUGCCGGCGGGCGGGCGGGCGGUGGGGCUGCACCCCGCCCCGCCGCUGCGCCGUGCCGAGCCGGGCCGGGCGGCGGGGAGCGGCGGGGGAACGCCAUGGGGCUGCUGGAGCGCCUGCGGAAGGAGUGGUUCAUCCUGGGGAUCGUGCUGGUCAUCGCGGCGGCGCGGCUGGAGCCCGCCGUCGGCGUCAAAGGGGAGCUGAAGUUUGAGGAUAGACAGCUUCUCACUGAGGAGCCAACCUUUUUCUCCCUCGCCUUAGGUUCUGGGAAAAAAGAAAGUGAUUUAAAAAAAUAUGACUCUGAACACUUGCUGUGGCAACUAAGACUCCGGUACUUCAUGGAGUUCAGGGACCCUUGAAACCAGAAAUUACCAUAACUUACAUUGCCGUUUCAGCUAUAUUCUUUAACAGUGGACUCUCCUUAAAAACUGAGGAGCUGACAAGUGCUUUGAUGCAUGUGAAACUACACCUUUUUGUCCAGAUUUUUACACUUGUGUUCUUCCCAACAGCAAUAUGGCUCUUUCUUCAGCUAUUAUCAAUCACACCUAUAAAUGAAUGGCUUUUAAAAGGCUUGCAGACAGUAGGCUGCAUGCCACCUCCUGUGUCUUCUGCAGUGAUUUUAACCAAAGCUGUUGGUGGAAAUGAGGCAGCUGCUAUAUUUAAUUCUGCUUUUGGAAGUUUUUUGGGCAUUGUUAUAACUCCACUUCUGCUUCUGCUUUUUCUUGGAUCAUCCUCCUCUGUGCCUUUUACAUCUAUAUUCUCGCAGCUGUUUAUGACUGUUGUAGUCCCCCUUAUUAUUGGACAGAUUGUCCGAAGAUACAUCAAGGACUGGCUGGAAAGGAAGAAGCCUCCAUUUGGCACUAUCAGCAGCUGCGUGCUCCUGAUGAUCAUCUACACAACAUUCUGUGAUACUUUCGCCAAUCCAAACAUUGACCUUGAUAAAUUUAGCUUGAUCGUAAUAGUCUUCAUAAUAUUUUCUGUUCAGAUGAGCUUCAUGUUUUUGACUUUCCUCUUCUCUACAAGGAAUAACUCUAGUUUCACACCAGCAGACACAGUGGCUAUCGUUUUCUGUUCCACACACAAAUCCCUCACCCUGGGGAUCCCAAUGCUGAAGAUAGUAUUUGCGGGUUACGAGCACCUGUCCUUAAUUUCCGUCCCCUUACUCAUCUAUCAUCCUGCUCAGAUUCUUCUUGGCAGUUUGUUGGUACCAACAAUAAAAUCUUGGAUGGUUUCUAGGCAAAAGGCACAGAAGUUAACCAGGCAGCCCAAAGCACCCGUGAAGGUAUAAUUACGGAGAUGGCCUGUGUCACAGUGAAUGUAUAUAUGUACUAUACUGUACACACGGACAAUUGAGACAACUGGGUAUUUGUGAAUGUUGCUUCGGUGCAUAUUUUAUUUUUUUAAAUAUAUAUAUAUAUAAAAGAUACCGGUUAAGUGCCUUACAGAUGCAUUUUUGGCAACUGCAUUGUUUCCAGAAGCCACUUUGUUGGUUACUGCAAGAGGUUGUACAGUAUUUUGGAGUCCUUUAGUUUUUAUUUUUCUAACUGAGUGAAUGGUCAUGACUAACAGCUGUUUCUUCCAUUGCCCCUGCUUUGAAGCCAGGGUGCACCAGCUGUAAGUCUCUGUCUUAAACUAGCCAAAAGGACCAGAAGCCUAUCCCACUGCUGGCGUAUCCUGGGGAAGAGCUUUCUGAAGGUUUAUUUUCCAAGAUUGACUUGAAUUUCUGUGUGACUCUGUUACACUCCCUAGUCAUAUGACUGUGACAUGCCUUUUUCUUCUGAGUUUGUGUAUACUCAGCAUGGGGCCAUCCAUUGGAUAGAAGCUGAGAAGCAUGAAUUAUUUGCAUUUGUUGACACAGUUGUCUAGACAUUCCUUCAAAGUUAAUGGUUUCUCAAGAAAAUUCUUUCAAUUCCAUUGUAUGAUAUUGUGCCAUUGUAUAUCUUAAAUGCCUCAUAAGCUUCUUCAAAGAAAUGGUCUGGUGCUUGGGUUAUGAGUGAAGUAUUUGUGUUUGCAGCUAGGAGAUCUUUUAUAAUUUACCCCUGAAGAACACAAAUUUUUGUUAUUUCUUUUUUCUUUUCCUUCCUCCAGUGCAAUGCACAGAGAUCUGCAGUGACAGAAUUUAGGAUGCUAAUAUUGAAACAGAGCCUUUAUUGUAGGAAGCCAACCUACAUUUUCUAUAUUGCUGCAUUGGUAAUGAGUAAUAGCUUGUGGGGACAAGUAAGUUGACAAUUUUUUGGUUUUUUUGGCAAUUAAAAGGAUCCUUAUAGUAACAGAAAUGCUAUCUUAGCUAAUUUGACAAUCGGUCACAACUUUUUAAAAAAUAAAAUGUUACUCUUUUUAAUAAACUUAUACUAAAAAAGAAUACAAUAUACUAUUUCUAAGAGGAGCAAUGAAGAGAAAGGAACACAGGCAUAUAUUUAAACAUAUAGCCAGCACUGCAUCUUGUCUGGGAGAUUAAGAUUUCGGAAGCAUACUCUAGUCCAGACUUCAAGGUGUACCCAUCUGCAAAAACCGUGCUGGCAAUUGAGCAUUAAAAGGAAGGAAGGAAAUAGGUCAAACUGGGAUCGAUAUAAAUGCAGAAGUUUCACAUGUGUCAUAAUUAACAUUGCAGUUAAUGGUGUGACUGAGUGCAAACACCUAGGAGCAGAUCUUUAGCAGGUGUAAAUUAUCGCAGCUCUGAUAAGGCUAUAGCCAUUUGCACAAACUAAAGAUCUUUUGUAUGACCACAGGCAUGUGAAAUUCAUAUCCUUUUGCCUUAGUGAAAAAAAAUCACGUUUGGUUUACCUAGUCUGUUAUUUCUAGUCCAUUAUUCCUGUGAAGAACAGGAAAGUAAUCUGGUACCAAUCAUCGGUGCUUUACCUGAUGGACAGUCAGUCCAAGACUGCUCUGUUGCCACCUGUGUGAGAAACUACCAGGACCUGGCAGCAUCUCCUUGUUCAGAAUUGUCACCACCAAUAAAAUGACCAUGUAACAAAGGUACGUGAGGCGGCAACAUGCUGAAUUCUUUCAUUCCCUGGAGGGGGGAUGAAGCUCUGCGCACUGAGCAGGCAGGAGGGCUGAGGGACACUGGCCACCGCCCGUGUCCCCCAGGGCCACGCUCUCUCCUCACUAGCCAGUGAUGCAAAGGGCAGCGGGCAGAGAGCUCACAGUUUUGAUCAGCACAUCUCCAUGCAGCAUAGUCAAGAUCCACCAACAGGCCAGCCUGCAAGGUAAUGGGAGAGAAUAGCAUGCGCGUUCUUGGGCCAAAUUCAAGGUUCCCCUUCCUUGAGCAUGCUAACCGGUAACUGGCUCCAUGUGGGAAGAAAUUCCUUUGUCUGGGCUUAAAGACCCUGCUUGCAGCAGAGAGUCCAGACUCAGGACAGUUUAUUUUUGUUCUGUUUCCAUAAACCUGAACUUUCAGAAUAUGUAAGAACUUAAUCCCAAUCCCACUGAAAUUGCUGACGUUUUCUGUUGGUUUUGAAUGGCAAAGCAACUGGCCCAGAAGGAGUGCUCGCUUUUUUUAAAUGUAUAGAAAGAGUUCAAGCAUACAGUAAUUUACUGUGGUUGUGUCAAUGCUAAAUAGUCAGAACACUGCAAGUACCUUUACGGAGCUACCUCUACGUACUGAACCUCCGACUUUCAGUACAUCCAACAACUUGCUUGGAUUCCACUGGAUGCAUCCUUUUUCCUUUGUUAAAUUUUUUCUUCAUUUAAGAAUAUUUCAAACUGCUUUAAGACAGAGUUUUGUUAGAGCCUUUACAAAGUCCUUGUUGAUUGCUUGGGGCAGCCUAAAUAUUGUGUAUGAGUGUUGGAGGUGUUGGUCUAAAGGGAAUACAAAGCAAAACUGAAAUACAUAUAUUAAAUCCAUACUUAAUGAAAUUUAAUUAUGCAUAUCAAUUCUGUUAUGUUUAAAGACUGUUAAGAUGUUUGUUUUAUGACUUGUUAUUUUGCCUAUAUGUCUUUAAUAAACAGAAUGGUUUUGAAUUUAAUCUUGUUAAUAGGUAAAUAAGGUAAAAUUACUUUUCCUCUAGGUCAACUUUUUACCUCUGUUACCUAUGUUUUGUUCUUUCGUGGGUAAGCUUUUAAGCUGCUUGUUCUUUAAAAAAAAAUAAAAUCCGUGAACUGUACAGAAAUAUUUUAUGAACUAAACUUGGGUUAGAAAGUCCUCGGAAUACUGCAAAUUAUCAUCAACUGAAAAUUAAUUCAUUGAACUCCACCAGGUUUUCAGUAGAGGGUUUGAACAGUUCUGAACCUUUUCAACUUCCUGGCUUUAAAUUUAACUGAGAGGUAUCUGGUAUUGAACAUAAUCGGGCAAAACUGAUGGCAGACGAGAACUUUGUCUGUGUUAAAACAUAAGGAUUUUCUUGACCAUCAACACUUCUUACCUUCUGCAUAUCUAUAAUCCCAUGUAAUGAUAGCAGAGGAAAAAAAACGCCCAAACAAUAAAAGAGCACUUCAGACGUCACAGGGAAUGUUAGCGCUUUGUGUUGAGUUACUCAAACAUUUUAUUUCCCUUUUUGCUCACUAAAUUGAGAAGCUUUUGAUGACCCCAGUAAUAGGUCCAAGAUAAAUCAUUUUUUUAUGUAGUUAGAAUCAAAAUUGUGGUUGUGUUUUUUCUUCUAUAUCCUCUAGUUAGUGCGAAUAGGUUACACGACAGAAAAGGCAGUCUCAGCAGAAGCUGCGCAGUUGUGCUUGUUCACAGAGCAAAAGGCGAGUAAUCCAGCAGUGUGGUUGUACAGAAGUCGUCCUCUACGUUAUUCUGGCAGUCAGGGAAAGAGGAGCUGUUAGUUUUAUUUGUGUACGGUUUUCUGUGGAAAUACCUAGACAGCAGGAGGUUAGAAGGCGAGAUGAAAUAUUGUCUGUCUACAAGCACAUUUAUUUCUGUGCAAGUGCAUAUGUGCAUAAGAGAUGAGCAGUUAUAUACGUAGAAAUCACCAGAAAGGACCAAGUCCCUUGUAUACUUUUUUUUGCAAGACUGCAU